Messenger RNA from Striga asiatica, 309 nucleotides. NCBI's taxonomy places the organism in Eukaryota, Viridiplantae, Streptophyta, Magnoliopsida, Lamiales, Orobanchaceae. The record is from the annotation of a GenBank genome assembly.
AUGUCUGGAGUUUGGGUGUUCAAGAACGGCGUGGUGCGUCUGGUGGAGAAUCCAGGGGAGUGCACUCGGAAGAAGGUAUUGGUCCACGUGUCCUCCAAUGAGGUUAUUACAUCAUACGCAGUUUUGGAGAGGAUUUUGUUGUCCUUGGGAUGGGAAAGGUACUAUGAGGACCCUAACCUUUUGCAAUUUCAUAAAACCUCCACAGUUCACCUCAUUUCACUUCCUAAGGAUUUCUGCAAGUUCAAGUCCAUCCACAUGUACGAUAUUGUCGUCAAGAAUCGCAAUCAAUUCGAAGUUCGAGAUCUUUAA